This is a messenger RNA of Anolis sagrei ordinatus, 2067 nucleotides long. The record is from RefSeq and is a predicted model, not a curated record. Lineage: Eukaryota; Metazoa; Chordata; Lepidosauria; Squamata; Anolidae.
UCUCCGGCAGGUGCCCGUCCUUCCCCGGAGCCCCUCACUCACCUGGGCCGCCUGGAAGGGAGCGUGGAGAGAGAGACGCUGGACGCCACGAGGGACGGGACCAGGACCCCGCCGUGGGUCUGGCGCAGAUCCAAUCAAGAACCAUCUGAUCCCCUUCGUGAUGGAGUACGUAGAUAUCUUCAGCUCCCAUCUGACUGGACUGUGCUGAUACUACAUGCAAAAGUUGCUCAGAAAUCAUAUGGCAAUGAAAAAAGAUUUUUCUGUCCACCACCUUGUGUUUACCUCACUGGACCAGGCUGGAAAGAAAAGAAGGAAGAGAUUAAAGCCAAAGAUCUAACAGAGUCUGGUUCCAAGAUAUGUGGAUACAUAGGACUUGACAGCAUGGGCAGCAGCCACGUGGAGACCCUGAAGCUAAACUUUGAGGAACAAUCAGACUCCAAGGAAUUCAGUUGUGCCAAAGCCUUGUAUAUCUCAGAUUCUGACAAGAGGAAACACUUCCGGCUGGUCUUGAGGCUCUUCUUCAGCAACGGGCAGGAAAUUGGCACUUUCCACAGCAAGCUGAUCAAAGUGAUAUCUAAGCCCUCACAGAAGAAGCAGUCACUGAAGAACACAGACUUGUGCAUUUCAUCUGGAUCUAAGGUUUCUCUCUUCAACCGCCUGCGCUCCCAAACUGUCAGCACCCGUUACCUUUCUGUUGAGGGCGAUACCUUCACUGCAAGUGCCAGGCAGUGGGCUGCAUUUACACUUUAUCUGGAUGAGUUUUGUUCUGAAUCCAAAGGUGAAUUCCUCCUGCGGGAAGGCUACAUUCACUAUGGGUCCAUUGUCCGGCUUAUAUGCACAGUCACUGGCAUGGCACUGCCACCUCUGAUCAUUCGGAAAGUCACUAAGCAAUCGGUGAUGUUGGAUGUCGAUGAGCCUAUCUCCCAGUUGCAUAAAUGUGCUUUCCAGCUACACGGAAGUGAUGGGAUGUACCUCUGCCUCUCAGCCGAGAAACUGAUCCAGUUUCAGGCAGCUCCAUGCCCAAAGGAAAAAAAUCGGGAGUUGUUGAAUGACAGUUCCUGCUGGACUAUCAUUGGGACCGAGACUGUGGAGUACACAUUCAAUGACAGCCUCACUGGCAUGUUGGAUCCUGUCAGUCCGGUCCCUCUCAUCACAAAUCUGGAGCUGACAGGUGGAGGGGAUGUGGCAAUGCUAGAUGUUCAGGGAGAGCACUUCCAUGCAAACCUGAAGGUUUGGUUUGGAGAUGUGGAAGCGGAGACUAUGUACAGGAGCCCCACAUCCUUAGUGUGCGUUGUUCCUGAUGUUUCCGCAUUUAGCCAUGACUGGAGGUGGCUGAGAUAUCCCAUCACUGUCCCUCUCUUGCUGCUAAGGAAUGAUGGCCUGAUUUAUUCCAGCACAUUCAGCUUUACAUACACACCAGAGCAGAGUUUCAUCACAGAACCACCAAUUUUGCCAGAAAUGAUACAGGAUUCAGAUACUUUGCUUGACACCAUUCAUCAGGAGUUCACCAAGGCCAACUUUCACCUCUUCAUGCAAAGUUAGACCCAUGGUUUUGUCUAUGGUAAUUCAAAAGAAGUAUAGAGGAAAAAAAUUGCAGAAUAUCACAGUGAACACAAGAUUCACCUUUUUGGAAUUUUGCCCAAAAUUCAUUUGAGGAUAUAUGUCAUUACAAGUAGACUUGUAUCUGUGGGAAAUAGAAUUGAGCAGGCCUGUAAUUUCCAUAUUCAACAACAAGCUAGCAUACCAUUAUUGUUGAAGACAGCCAGUGAAGAAACUCUUGUGCAUCUUCACAAUUCACUAGGAGAGUCCCAUAGCACAUGUGCUAUGUAGCUAAGUAUAGAUAAACAUGUGGAACAUAGUGAUUGUGAAUCCUGGCCUUUUCCUUUAUAUGUAAAAUGUAUUUUUCCAGUUUUGGUGCCUUUGAAAAUAUAUUUGGAGUAUGAGUUGGGCUGCUAACAGUUGAACAUUCAUUGACCUUGACUCAGGAGUGACUUACAUGACCAUAACAAAUGUUACAAAACAUUAAAAUGGCAAAGUAAUAUAAAUUAAACAGGAUAUGAGAAAUUA